UCAGUCUCACGACGGUAUUGGGACGUUUAUUUACCGCGAUAUUCGGUAUAUCGUUACAUCCCUACAAUGACCACAAAGACACACAAUGACCACAAAGACACACACAAUGACCACAAAGACACACACAAUGACCACAAAGACACACAAUGACGUAGACAGGACACAAAACAACCACAAAGACACACAAUGACCACAAAGACACACACAAUGACCACAAAGACACACAAUGACCACAAAGACACACAAUGACCACAAAGACUGGGAGGUCCUUCACAAAGGUUGACCAAUAAGGGACAAGAAGGCUCGCUAUAAAGGUGCGAGUACAACGUUUGUUCAACAGUACGAUCCCGGGUCUGCUCGGACUUUGUUUUUGUCGUUGAUGAAGUAAAGUUCUUUUUGCAACAAACUCUGACUGCCUCCAGCGAUUUCUUCAGAACCCAUUAGAAUUGUAUAAUCACGAAGAAAGUUAAUAAGUUAUAAUGUUGAGAAGGAGGUCCGGACUUUUUCGACUAGCCUAGUCCGAGAUUCUCCUCCGACAUAACCACAGAAUAUAAAAGACUUUCAUUCAAACAAUCAUUGCUUGAGGGAUUGCUUUAAAACCCUUAUACUGCCUGUCAGUACUGUUGGAGCACUGAGGACGGUGGUCUGAAGCCCACCUCGGCUCCGCGCGUCCCUUGAUGAGCUGGUCAAAUUGUAAAAGAAGGAAUUCGAAACACCAGGAUAAACAAUAAUCUGUUUUAAUGGUAAACAAACAAUACAAAAUAAGGAGUACGCCUGCUCUGGUCCUAGUGCUGGGAGAUCUUACUAUCUUGGCAGCAGGAGGAAAAAGAGGCCGGACACCAAGACACAACAGGGCUACAUGCAAUCCCAACGGGAGGAGUUGUGUCUGAUGCUCCCCCCACAGCGGCCAUCCAUUGGGAGAUACAAAAACGAUGGGCUGUCGCAGCGAAUCAGCGCGAGCCAGCCGAGGUGACCCGGAAACAAGAGUCUCUUAAGUUUGAGGCAAAACAAACACAUCUGGUGUUCGUUGUCUCGCAUUCCUGCAGCCUGCACACACACACACAUUUUCUGCAUAGACUUCCCUCUCUCCGGCCCCCUCCCCCAUCAGUUCAAUACACACAGCUCCACACACCCUUGGAAUUUUUAAGAUAUGUCUAAGAUAUAGUUGUUUAUAGUUGGCUAAUACAUGUAAGUUACUUUAAUAUCAAUAAUAACGAAGAAAAUAUUCCUACAGCAAUGCGAGAAAUAGUAAAACUUUACAGAAAACAUAUAUAAAGAACUCUUUGACAGAACGCACACUCAUUUCCCUAAGCAUGUUUAACGCACACUCAUUUUACUCUGCUGCCUUCCAGAUGUUUGCCACGCUGUGUCCAAAUAAGGAUAUCUCAUCUCUCACAUCUCCACUACUCUUAAUACAAACGUUUCACUUCUCAUAUUUCCAGCUUCUUGUUAUACAGACUGCUACUAUUUAAUACAAAGUAAUUAAGUACACACACAUAUUUAAGCAAACUCACGUCUGGACACUAGGAACACAGGUUACUUCAAUAAUCAAUAAUACACACUAAAUUACAUCUCCUAAUAAAUGCGUCAUGUGUUAAUAAAUCACACAGUGAUCCACCAAAUGAAAGAUUCACCAGAUUCCUUUCUCCAUCCAUUCCUUGUAAAAUAAUAAUUUUAUUAAUUAGAAUAUAUCUAUUGUUCCAAAUUGGAGUAGUAUGUGUUGUAAAGUUAUGUUUGUCUAUGAGUUUCAAGUAUAGGAGAGCUUGCUGAUGAAAAGCAGAUAACUUGAAUGGCAAUGGUGAAUCUGGAAGUUGGCUAGAGAGGACGCUGGCGUGUUUUUCGCCGCUCUUCUUGCCAACGAUUAUUCCUCGUGUCUCUCACUCCCUGCCGUCAGUUCUUUUUCACAGACACAGAGAAAAGAUAGUUCUGCUCUGGUUUUGUGUUUCUGCGGUCUCCGUUGCUCAGCCGAUUAUGUGUGGCUGCUGUUUAGCUCCUAGCCUCUGCCGUCCUGCCGUUAGCAACACGAGCUCACCGUCGUGCUCUGCUCUCCGUGGAAUCCCCGCUCCUGAAUACCCCGACUGGGCUCCUCUCUGCCCCGCUGCCUGGACCAUCCACGACCCCUCCCUCAGUCCUGCCAUCUCAACUGGGCUGUUUUCCAUCCAGCUGCUGAGGCUCGAGGUCCGGUUUCUACAGGCUAAUGGUGCUAGCUGCUGGAAGGCUCGCUGUUCUUCCCACAUGACCCACCCCGCAACCUGAGGUCUUCAGACUUUUAUUUAUUUAGUAUUUAACCUUUAUUUAACCAGAUAAAAGCAUUGAGAUAAAAUCUCAUCUCAAAGCUGACCUGGCCAAGAAGGCAGCAACGUGACACAGAACACAGACAUGUAAAAUACAGAGAACACAGCUAAGAAAACAAAAGAGGAGAAGCAGUCUCUACAUUGAGCCCAUCAGGACAGAAAGGCGCUGCUUAUCACAGCCAGAGCAGCUGGAGGGAAGGAGCUCAGACAACUUCAACUUAAAACAUGCUAUUGAGACAAGUGUCCUCAGUUUGAGGCGUGAAAGUGGGUCAUUUUUUUAAUGUGGUGCCUUUGGUGUCCCCAGUACAAAAUAUGUUGUUUUUUGUCUAAAUCUGGACAAAUACUAAUUACAUUUUGUUUUUAAUGUGUGUUAAAUUGUUAAUUUAUUAUUAAUACAAUGAUAUGCACAUCUAAGUUUUUUUUUCAUUUUAAAAGCAUUGGUUAAAGGGAUAUCGAGGAGUUUUUCCAUGUCCCCACUGCUGGUCAUUCAACUUAGAUCUAAAAUAUAGCUAUUAAAAACAAAAUUAAUUUAUAAAUAUGUUAUUAUUAUUUUAUUUAACUUGUCAAAAUCUAUCUAAUCAAAUAAUGUUUUUAUUCAAAUUGUAAAAAAAAUAUAUAUAAAAAUAAGGUUUAAUGUUUGUCCCCGAGGGUCGCUGUCCACCCUGUUGAGCUGUGUAUCUGUCCCUUUAAGAAAAAUACAUAUUUCUCAGUGACAUCACACCUAUGAAAUUAAAUGACACCAGAGGCGGGAAAUUCAACUGAGGUAAGCUGUGUGGGUUUCUACUGCUCUUACAACUGAUUUGGAUGUUUCUGUCAAUUUUGUUUGAUGUGUUUGAACAUAACAUGUCCAACCUGUUAGGCCUAAGUAUGAAGGAUAUUAAUCGAAUUCUAUUAUUUUAAAAAGUUCCUUUAAAAAGUGAUUGAUUCCUCAUAAAGUAUCCAAGGUCAUGCUAGCAAAUAUGCUAACACAGGCAGGGUAAAGGCUAACUUUUGCUCAAAAUGUCCACCCUGUUAGUGUCCACCCUGUUAGGCUUAUUCAACUAACAGGGUGGACAACAUCCUAACAGGGUGGACAUGUAAGUAUUGUUUACUUAUUACAACAUUUGUUAAUAUUAUAUUAAUAUUAUAUUAUUUAUUGUUAUAUUAUUAUAUUACUAUUAUAACAUUAUAAUAAUGUUUUUAUAAUAUAAUAAAUGAUCACCACCAUUAGAUCUAUAUGCACAACACAAACUGCUGCAAAAAAUCCUAGGGAAACACUGAUGGGUAUAUUAUCUAGUAUAUUAUGUACACAAGGAUUAUAGGUAUAGUACUUAAAGUAAUGGCAUGCAUUUGUAUAGGAAUGGCAGUCAUUUGCAUUCAGGGCUCUUGGAUUCUCCAAGAAGAGGGGGAUGUUGGACAGGGAUGCAGACCUUAAUACUUUUCAGAGGAAGAAGAGUUCAAGCAGUCUAGAAAGUAAAGCCAGUAUCCAUACCUUCUUUCUUCGUGAUGACGUUAGUCGUAUGACAACUGGGCGCAAGCAGACCAUCACAGUGAGGAAGAAGAAGAUGCAGAAGCGACUGCUUUCUGACACACUCAAGAACCUUCACAGGAAAUUUGGAUCCGAAAACUCAGACAACGUGUCAUACUGUCUUUUUUGUGCAUGUCGGCUAUUUUGGGUCGUGGCCCCUACUGAUGCUGAUCGGGCCACGUGCCAGUGUAAAACCCAUGAAAACCUCCAGUUCAUGGCUGACACCCUCUACAGCCAUGGGAUUGUCGUCUCCAAUAAUAUUGAGGAGAUGGUUGACCGCACUGUCUGUGCCACAGAAAUGAAAGCUUGCGCCUAUGGUGAUUGUGUAGAGUGCCGCCUCACCACUCACCCAACCCUGAAAUCAGCCACAGAGGAAAUUGUACAAGUUGUACAAUGGUCUACUGAAAGGACAGGUGAGGAAGAGAGGGAGACCAUUACGCUUAAAAACGAGGUCCAGAGCACUGAAUCAGACCUGGUCAGCAAAUUUCAAGAGAAUCUAUUCAAAUUCCGUAAGCACCUUUUUAACAUCAGGUGGCAAUACAGUGCUUACAGACAGCUACGGGAAAGCCUCCAAGCCAACGAGUGCUUAAUCCACAUCGAUUUCAGCGAAAAUUACUCUUGCAAAUAUCACAACGAGAUCCAGUCUGUGCAUUUUGGAGGGUCCCAUCAACAGGCAACGCUGCACACUGGUGUACUGUACACCACUGAACAGACACCACUGUCAUUCUGUUCAAUCUCAUCCUCACGACGACAUGACCCACCAGCGAUCUGGGCCCACCUGGAGCCUGUCCUGGAGAUGGUGAAGACCAAGUGUCCAAAGGUGGAAAGGCUUCACUUCUACAGUGAUGGCCCGGCAACCCAGUACAAGCAAAAGGGAAACUUUUACUUUCUCUCCACUGAGCCAUUCAGGCUUGGUUUCAAAGAACUGACCUGGAAUUUCUUUGAGGCCAGCCAUGGCAAAGGAGCUCCAGAUGGCAUCGGAGGGACAUUGAAGCGGUCAGCGGACCGAAUUGUGCGCUUGGGGGAAGAUGUUCCAGAUGCCAUCACUCUUUUCAAAAAACUCAAGAGACUGGAAUCAACAGUGGAGCUCUUCUUUGUCAGUGAAGAGGAAGUUGAAGCAAAAACAGAGGUCCCUGCUCUGACACCUAUUAAGGGCACAAUGAGGAUGCACCAGGUGAUCAGCGUCUUACCUGGGCAUAUCAAGUACAGGGACAUCAGUUGUUUCUGUCAGAGGCAGGAUGGUCCACUGGAUUGUGCCUGCUUCGACCUGAAAGUAGCUACUGUGAAUGGAGUUCCUGUGACCCCCCCAAAUCAGAAUGAAGAGACCCCAUGGCGACCAGCGGCAGUUGACAGCACACACAUUGGAGGGUGGUGCGUCAUUAAGUAUGACGAUGAUGUGUACCCUGGCAUCAUCAUGGACGUGGAGGGCGAUAGCAUUCAAGUGAAGUGCAUGCAUAGAAAUGGAGUAAACAAAUACUUAUGGCCAAGACCACGUGAAGAUGUCAGCUGGUAUGCAGAGGAACAACUUAUCUGUCUUAUACCAGAGCCAAAGGCACUCAACAAGCGCUCAGAGCGUCCAACUUGAGAAGCUUACAUGGAAGUACCUAGAAAAUAACUUUAUGUAAACUAAAAAUGUACUCGAAGUUAUGCACGAUGAUCAGAGCUCUUGGUUAAGGUGUUCAGGCUACCAAACCCAGUGGUGUUCCACAAGCCACUGGUGGUGGCAAAAAACGAGCAUGAUUAUAGUUGGCCUCAGCAAAGUGCCUCAUAAAGCCUUUGCCUACCUGUUUGAGCCCUCCAAGUUUUGGUGUUGGCCUUUCUUUUUCCGUGAUUUUUUUUAUUAGAAAUUCUGCUGAAUAAAUGAAUUAUGAAGCAAAUUACUGUCUUCUUCAUUAGCUGCCAUUUUCCUCAGUCUCCAACGUAGGGCAAUAGCCUACUGUACGUGCCCCACAGCAGGAAAAUAUUAUGACAUCACACAGACUUGCUCACAGGUCCUAGGGGCGUACCAAAGACCCCAAAUCAAAUUCUGAUAUAUUUUUUUAAUUCUGUUAAUAUUUGUUGCUACUCUAAAGUACACAUUCUAUAAGAAAACCCUGCAACCACAGACACAGCAGACCUUUGGGACGGAGAUAGCCUUAUGAAGAAGCAAAGGCAGAUACACAAAGUUGCAGCUCCAGCUCCAAAUAGUGGGUAUAUCAAACCAAAACGAUUUGAUAUAUUCAAACAAUUUUAAUAAUUUAAUAUAAAAGAUUGUUUUAACAA
This is a messenger RNA of Gymnodraco acuticeps, 6063 nucleotides long. RefSeq lists its product as uncharacterized. NCBI's taxonomy places the organism in Eukaryota, Metazoa, Chordata, Actinopteri, Perciformes, Bathydraconidae. Bases 3683 to 5386 code for a protein of 567 amino acids. The record is from RefSeq and is a predicted model, not a curated record. The transcript is spliced from 2 exons.